AUGGCUACCGAGUUCAAGCUCAAGGGCCUGACGAGCAUCGAUCUCAAGAACGGUCAAACGCAAGAAGUCGAAGUCGAAGGCGUCGAGGAUGGCAAAGUGCUGCUGGCCAAGGUUCAAGAUGAAGUUCACGCUCUGAGUGCGAAAUGUACACAUUACGGUGCUCCACUGUCAAAGGGUGUGUUGACAGGAGAUGGACGUCUGACAUGCCCGUGGCACGGAGCUUGCUUCAGUGUCAAGACUGGAGAUAUUGAGGACGCACCGGCUAUUGACCCGCUGGCGAAGUUUGAGAUCGUGCAAAAGGAUGGAGCCGUGUACAUCAAGGGUGACGAGGCGACGAUCAAGGCGAACAGGAGGACACUCAACAUCAAGUGCGGGUCGACAAAGGGUUCGGAGCAAGUCGUUGUGGUGGGACGUGGAAGUGGUGCCACGGGUGCGAUUGAAGGAUUGAGGUCGGGUGGCUUCACUGGCAAGAUCACAUGCAUUGCGGACGAGGAACACAUGGCUAUCGAUCGCACGAAGCUUUCCAAGGCGUUGAUGAACGAUGCUUCCAAAGUUGCUCUGCGGAGUCCGGAGUUCUACAAGGAGGGCAAUGUUGACAUGGUCAACGGGACGGUGACAUCGAUCGACUUUGACGGUAAGAAGGUGAAGAGCAAGGAUGGCAAGGAGUACAGCUACACCAAGCUGAUCUUGGCUUCGGGUGGUACACCGAGACUCCUGCCAUUGGAGGGACUGAAGGGUGACCUCAAAAAUGUGUUCCCUCUCCGCUUCAUCUCAGACGUGCAGUCGAUUCUCGGCGCUGCCGGCGAAGAUGGUGGCAAGAAGGUGGUCGUCAUCGGCUCGUCUUUCAUCGGCAUGGAGGUCGGCAACGCUCUCGCUGGUAAGAAGCACCAAGUCUCGAUCAUCGGCAUGGAGGAUGAGCCAAUGGAGCGUGUCAUGGGCAAGAAGGUCGGCAAGAUCUUCCGCGAGCUGUUGGAGAAGAAUGGUGUGAAAUUCUACAUGGGAGCUUCGGUCGAGAAGGGCGAGGCAGGCAGCACAGCUGGAAAGAUCGGAUCGGUGUCGCUCAAGGAUGGAACCAAACUUGAAGCGGACUUGGUCGUCGAGGGUGUUGGUGUCCGACCGGCGACCGACUACCUCAAGGACAACAGCUCUGUCAACCUUGAGAAGGAUGGCUCAAUCUCAGUCGACGAGUCUUUUGCCAUCAAGGGCCUGAAGGAUGUAUUCGCCAUUGGUGAUAUCGCGACCUACCCGUACCACGGACCAGGUGGUAACGGCAAGCCCGUUCGCAUCGAGCACUGGAACGUGGCACAGAAUGCUGGACGUAGCGUGGCCCGGUCCAUCAACAGCCCUGGAUCGAAGCCCAAGGCAUUUAUCCCAGUCUUCUGGUCUGCAGUGGGCGCUCAACUCCGCUACUGCGGUCACACCCCUGAUGGUUUCGACGAUGUCAUCAUUCAGGGUAACACUGAUACCAGCGAGGGCAAGCAGAGCUUCGUUGCGUACUACACGAAGGGUGAGGAGGUGCACGCUGUUGCGAGCAUGGCGAAGGAUCCAUACAUGACACAAAGUGCAGAGCUCAUGCGGAGAGGCAGGAUGCCGAGUAAGAGCGAGCUGGCAAAGGGUAUCGACAUUAUGGAGAUCAGCCCGCCAGUGGAGGUGAAGAUGUGA
Messenger RNA from Zymoseptoria tritici IPO323, 1662 nucleotides. RefSeq lists its product as uncharacterized. NCBI's taxonomy places the organism in Eukaryota, Fungi, Ascomycota, Dothideomycetes, Mycosphaerellales, Mycosphaerellaceae. The record is from RefSeq and is a predicted model, not a curated record. Gene Ontology annotation, molecular function: 2 iron, 2 sulfur cluster binding; flavin adenine dinucleotide binding; oxidoreductase activity, acting on NAD(P)H. Gene Ontology annotation, cellular component: cytoplasm. Bases 1 to 1662 code for a protein of 553 amino acids. The transcript is spliced from 2 exons.